Molecule: messenger RNA, 534 nt
Organism: Penicillium digitatum Pd1
Lineage: Eukaryota; Fungi; Ascomycota; Eurotiomycetes; Eurotiales; Aspergillaceae
Product: cytochrome c oxidase subunit IV family protein
Biological process (GO): mitochondrial electron transport, cytochrome c to oxygen
Source: RefSeq, a predicted model, not a curated record
AUGUAUCUUCGCACCGUCUCUCGCGCUGUCCCUCGCAGCACCGCGGCCAUCCGUGCUGCCCCGGCUGCCUCUGUGAACGCCCUGCAGACCCGCGCUGUUUCGGGCCAUGCUGUCCCCAACCCUACCCUCGCCAACAUCGAGAAGCGCUGGGAGGUCAUGCCGCCUCAGGAGCAGGCCGAACUUUGGAUGCAGCUCCGUGACCGCAUGAAGAUCGACUGGCAACAGAUGACCCUCCAGGAGAAGAAGGCCGCUUACUACAUUGCCUUCGGCGCCCACGGCCCCCGCGCCCAGGCCCCCAAGGGUGAGGGCUUCCGCGUGUUUGUCAAGGUAACUCAGCUCCUUGUUGCUUCCGUCGCGGUCUUCUACGCCGCCCACGCCUUUGCCGGCAAGCAGCCUGGAACUAUGUCCAAGGAGUGGCAAGAGGCCUCCAACGAAUAUGCCAAGAAAGAGCACAUCAACCCCAUCCACGGCGUCAGCAAAGAGGGUUACGAAGGCAAGGGCUUCAUCCAGAGCCCCCCUGCUGAGAAGUCAUAG